AUGGCUGAAGGAAUGAUUUCUUCAGAAGACAAGGGAAAGGGAGAAAGUUUGAGAGAUGUGGCAGAACGGUAUUUAUUUGAGCCAGAAAAUAGGUGUAUGGUUCAAGUGGAAAUAGACGAGUUGCCGCUGUAUAAAAGGUUUAAGUCAUGCCGGCUUCAUGAUAUGAUUAGAGAUCUAUGUUUGUCAAAAGGAAAAAGAAAAGGAUUUCUGGAGGUUAUGGAUAGAGAGAUGGGAGGAGGAGACUCUGCCAUUUGCAAAACAAAUAGAUUGGCUAUUCAUGCGGUGGGAGUGGAUAACGAUCUUAGUCAAAGGAUUGGGGAAAAUAAGAACAUAAGAUCUUUUGUAUUCAAAGGUUAUCAAUUUGAGAAUUGGAAAUUGCCCAAAGGAAUCGCAAAAUGGGAGCUGUUGAAGCUAUUGAGUCUCGAAAAUAGUAUUGUGAAAGAAUUGCCACCAUCUAUAUGCAAGCUACCUUGUUUGCAGACAUUGAAUGUGAAAAAUAUAAUGAGAUUACCUAAUUGCAUAUACAAAAUGAAGCGCUUGAGGCAUCUAUUUAUGAAAGAUGAUCAUGAGAGGGUUGGAGGCGAAAAAUUGAAAUUUGAAGGGUUGAAUGAAUUGGAGAUGGUUGAUGAUAUCUGGGUUGGUGAUGUGGUUGAUGAUAUCACUCAUCUUCUUAAAUUGCCAAAGAUGGACAUGGAUGUCAAUACGAAUCGGGAAGAUGGCUCAACUCUUUUCAGGAGGUUCGUGAUGUAUCACUCACUACAUUACUUGAGAAUCACACAUUGUCGAGUGAGCAAAUUACCAACUUAUGAAGUUCAACUAUAUCAAAAUAUGAUAGAAUUGCAGCUUGUGGGUACAAGGAUUGAGGAAGACCCAAUGAAAAUACUAGAGAAGCUUCCCAUGUUAAGAGUUCUUGGCUUGUGGAGCAAUCCAUAUGUGGGCAGAGAGAUGGUUUGUCGGGCAACUGGAUUUCCUUAA
This is a messenger RNA of Sesamum indicum (sesame), 975 nucleotides long. Its product is annotated as putative disease resistance protein At1g59780. The record is from RefSeq and is a predicted model, not a curated record. Lineage: Eukaryota; Viridiplantae; Streptophyta; Magnoliopsida; Lamiales; Pedaliaceae. Gene Ontology annotation, biological process: defense response to other organism.